This is a messenger RNA of Gekko japonicus, 877 nucleotides long. RefSeq names its product solute carrier family 30 (zinc transporter), member 6 (gene SLC30A6). Gene Ontology annotation, cellular component: membrane. Lineage: Eukaryota; Metazoa; Chordata; Lepidosauria; Squamata; Gekkonidae. Gene Ontology annotation, biological process: monoatomic cation transport; transmembrane transport. The transcript is spliced from 12 exons. Gene Ontology annotation, molecular function: monoatomic cation transmembrane transporter activity. The coding region runs from base 53 to 877 and encodes 274 amino acids. The record is from RefSeq and is a predicted model, not a curated record.
CAGCAGAAACCCGCCUUUUCCGGCCCCUUGUGGGAGCCGCUUGUUCCUCAAUAUGGGGACGAUACAUUUGUUUCGCAAAUCACAGAGAUCUCUCCUUGGCAAGUUAACACAGGAAUUUAGAUUAGUAGCAGCUGAUCGAAGGACCUGGAAAAUCUUGCUGUUUGGGGCAAUAAAUGUAGUAUGUACUGGCUUCCUGCUUAUGUGGUGCAGUUCUACAAACAGUAUAGCUUUAACUGCAUACACCUACCUGACAAUUUUUGAUCUUUUCAGCUUAAUAACAUGCUUAGUAAGUUAUUGGGUAAUGAUGAAGAAGCCCAGUACAACAUAUUCAUUUGGGUUUGAGAGAUUCGAAGUGCUAGCAGUAUUUGCUUCUACAGUUCUGGCACAGCUUGGAGCUCUUUUUAUACUAAAAGAAAGUGCUGAACGAUUUCUGGAGCAACCAGAGAUUCACACGGGUCGAUUGUUGGUUGGUACCUUUGUGGCACUCUCUUUCAACCUGUUUACAAUGCUUUCUAUUAGGAAUAAGCCCUUUGUUUAUGUCUCUGAAGCUGCAAGUACAAGCUGGCUUCAGGAACAUGUUGCAGAUCUCAGUAGGAGUUUAUGUGGUAUCAUUCCUGGAUUGAGCAGCAUCUUCCUUCCACGAAUGAAUCCAUUCGUCUUAAUUGACCUUGCAGGGGCUCUAGCUCUUUGUAUUACAUACAUGCUAAUUGAAAUUAAUAAUUAUUUUGCUGUUGACACUGCAUCUGCAGUAGCCAUUGCUUUGAUGACAUUUGGUACCAUGUACCCUAUGAGCGUCUACAGUGGAAAGGUAUUACUUCAGACAACACCACCUCAUGUGAUUGGACAGCUAGAUAAGCUUUUAAGAGAGGUAAGUUAA